AUGAAUCUUGCGCAGUCCAAAGUGUUUGCCAUAGUGUCCUUGGGCGUGGGCAGUAUCUUGUCCGGCCUGUUGCCGGCAUGUUUCACGAACAAAAGUCGGAAACGUUACCCCCUGGGUUUGUCGUGCCUGCUCUGUUUCGGGGGCGGUGUGCUGCUCGCCACGUCCCUAAUCCACAUCCUGCCCGAAGCGAGGGAGGCCACUCGAAAAAACUUCAAACCUUACACGGAACUGUUUUUCUGCGGAGGUUUCUUCCUCCUCUACCUCAUGGACGAGACCGUGCAUUAUUUCUACGGCGCGGAGGGUCACAAGCACGAGACACAUUUCGAAGGAGGCGAAAUACGCAGGAGACACUCAGCAAGCGACAAAAACUCGUACGGCACCGCAGAGAACGGCGCCCUCUUGCGGUAUCAGCGGUCGCCCCCUUACAACCCGGCAUUUUUUCGGGCAAGGAGCGACAGUUUCUUGUACCAGGACAAUAACGCGACACCCUCGCAACUGUGCCACGUGGGGCACCAGGAACCAUGUCCGAGUUCGGUACCGACUGCGAACUUUGGGUUGCUGGUCGCAUUGUCCGUUCAUUCGCUCCUCGAGGGUUUAGUGGUCGGGCUUGAGGAUCUUCCCAGUAAGGUGUUGCUGUUGCUCGGCGCCAUAGCCUCGCACAAGCUGGUGGUGGGGUUCUGUUUGGGCGCCGAACUGGCGUCGGGUCCUCAAGUGACGUUCUGCACUCAUUUCGUAAGCGUCCUGGUGUUCGCGGGAGCGUCCCUGGCGGGGAUCGUCCUCGGAAUGGUCAUAUCCGAGGUCCCGAGGAAUAUCACCAGCGCCGUCAUACCGAUAUUACAAGCGCUGGCAGGCGGGACCCUGCUGUAUGUCACAGUAAGCGAAGUGCUGCCGCGGGAGCGCGCUAGGUGGCACCAGCAGCACGGCAAGAGGGCGGCGGGCGUGGUGCAAUUGGCCGCCGCCACCGCCGGUUUUUGCCUAAUGACCGUUUUCAGUCGAUAUUUGGGCGAAUAGUAUUAAUAAAU
Cylas formicarius (sweet potato weevil) is the source of this 1022-nucleotide messenger RNA. It is a transcript of the gene Zip88E, whose product is annotated as zinc transporter ZIP3. The record is from RefSeq and is a predicted model, not a curated record. Gene Ontology annotation, molecular function: zinc ion transmembrane transporter activity. The transcript is spliced from 3 exons. Gene Ontology annotation, cellular component: plasma membrane. The coding region runs from base 1 to 1011 and encodes 336 amino acids. Gene Ontology annotation, biological process: zinc ion transmembrane transport. NCBI's taxonomy places the organism in Eukaryota, Metazoa, Arthropoda, Insecta, Coleoptera, Brentidae.